AUGAACCAGGGACCACAGCUUGUCUUUAGCAACAUCCUGUCUUCAGACUCUGGACAGUAUCGCUGUGUCACUAAGAAUGAGCUAGGGAAAGAAUAUGCCUACCACCCUAUUGAUGUCAAAUAUGGGCCUAAACUCGUAUAUAUUAAUCCAAGUCCCUCUGGUGAAAUAGAGGAGGGCAGUUCAGUGACUCUGAGCUGCAGCAGUGAUGCCAACCCAGCAGCUGAGUACACCUGGUUCAAGAACAACCAACCUCUGCACUGGGAACCAAGUCAACCUCAUACCUUCCCCUCAGUCCGCCCUGAAGACAGAGGAACGUACCGCUGUCAGGCAGAGAACAAAUAUGGACAACUGAGCUCUAACUCAAUAUUCAUGGAUGUCCAGUACGCUCCAAAGACCCCCUCAGUGACCGUGAGUCCCUCUGGUGAAAUAGAGGAGGGCAGUUCAGUGACUCUGAGCUGCAGCAGUGAUGCCAACCCAGCAGCCGAGUACACCUGGUUCAAGGAACAUGAAGACUCAGUGAGAGAAUCAGGACAGAACUACACCAUCAAUAAUAUCACAUCUGAGCAUGGAGGAAACUAUUACUGCCAAGCCCAUAAUGCAAUCGGACUUCAUAAUGCUACCUUUUUGUUAAUCCAAGUGACAUCAUCAUCAUCAUCAUCAUCUCAUCGAGCAAUGGUAGCUGUAACAACCAUUGCUGUCCUACUGGCCACCGUACUCCUCCUCGUCUUCCUCUGGAUGAGAAGAAAGAGGGCCUCCAGUAAAGCAUGUGGACAGGGAGGAAGGCCAGAUACUGUGGAGGAGCUACUACCAGGUCCUGUGUAUGAAAACGUCUCAACUCUGACCAAUCACUUGGCUCCUGCAGCACAGACAGAACCAAUUGAAGAGCAGGAUGACCAUCACUAUGCCAGCAUCCAUACCUCUCGUUCAGAGAACCAGGAAGUCCCUCGCUGUUGGGUUGGCUCUAAUGUCCAAUCAGACCAAGCAGAUGCUGUCUUUUACUCUGUGGUCAACAUUAAGAGACUAAACACUGUCCCUGGGUAA
This is a messenger RNA of Gadus chalcogrammus (walleye pollock), 1041 nucleotides long. RefSeq names its product B-cell receptor CD22-like. The transcript has 6 exons. Lineage: Eukaryota; Metazoa; Chordata; Actinopteri; Gadiformes; Gadidae. The record is from RefSeq and is a predicted model, not a curated record. The coding region runs from base 1 to 1041 and encodes 346 amino acids.